Messenger RNA from Emericellopsis atlantica, 1660 nucleotides. RefSeq lists its product as uncharacterized. The record is from RefSeq and is a predicted model, not a curated record. NCBI's taxonomy places the organism in Eukaryota, Fungi, Ascomycota, Sordariomycetes, Hypocreales, Bionectriaceae. The coding region runs from base 158 to 1609 and encodes 483 amino acids. The transcript has 2 exons.
GCCUGGCGAGACACCCUCGCUAGUUACUUAUACGAGGAAUACGUUAGAGGUCGCGUGUUUUACUCUUACAUCUUGCCUGUUAGUCUACGAGAGUCAUUUCUCCUCCGCUGUUAUCUGUCCAGCAACGGCUAGCAGACUAGAUAAAAGUUCUGUCGCGAUGUUGCCCAAGCUUCCACAGACUCUACUAGUCGUGCUCCUGCAUGCUGGAGUAUACGUGACAGCACAACGCCGGGGUGGCUGGCGCGGCGGCGGUGGAGGGGGAGGAGGCGGCAGCGACGAUGAUUUCGACGACUAUGAUGAUGAUGAUGGUGAUGGUGGCUCAAGCAUCCUCCCACCCCCUAUUCCCGACCCAGUACCACAGUGUGACAUGGGCAGAUGCGCUUGCACCAUGGUUGACGAACGUACCGACCAGUAUGAGCUUCCGGGGAUGUACUACAACGGCACCGUGACCAUAACUCACAAACUCGAAGACAGUUCGGUCUGGCUCUUUGAAGACCCGGAAAGGAACCCGUCAGAGGACUACAAGUGGUGUGGGAAUUAUGAUGGCAAUACCAAGACUUACGAAUACCCGGGUCUCCUGUUCGUUGGCAACACAGGAAACGACUCGGAUACAAACCCUAUCUUCUGGAUCCUGCGCGGCUACCAGCCCGCCAACCAGACAAAGUAUCUCGACGAUGAUGAUGAGCCCUACCUCGAUGUACGACAGCGUUGGAUCCAUCUCCGUUCUAGUGACUUUGUCGUGAAGGACGAGUCACGCAAGGGAUUGGGAGGCCAAUAUCGCUACCUCGAAACUGACGCAACUGCCAUCUACCGCCAAACAAGCGUCUACUGGCGCACCAACAUCACCGAACAUUCCGAGGACGAUUCCUCUUUCUCCGCGCGGGCCACCUACGACCGCGAACCUCUCCUCACCCAGGAGAGUGGUCAGUUACCUGCCGCCGACAUGACCUUUUGGGAUCCCGAGGAGGACCAUCAAGACACGCGGACAAGCCAGUAUGUCACACUGAGUGAUGUCUGUGAUGCACUGCACCAGACCGUGGACGGUGGCCCGAGUGCACCUCGGAGUCUCAUCAGCGAGGGUGGUGGCCACCAGCUCCUGCGCGGUGUUACAACCCCGACGAUUUGGAUCCCCCUGGGCACCGUGGCGGAAAUGUCAGGUAUCGGCUCCGAGACGGCCAAAUUCGAGCUCAAGCAAGAAGAAUGGGAGCGCCUAAGGCCGUAUGUCUCCGGACAGAGUGCAAAUUGCCGGGACGACUCUGAUCAGGAGAAGUUCGAGUACAGUGAAUUCUCGCACAUGUAUCGGCUCGGUCAACCGGACAGCAUCUGGAACUUGACGCUGUCUACCUUGUCGCUCUCUUUCGAGGGUCGAUUGGUUCAGGAGAACAGCACCGAGAUUUCAUCCUUUGGAGAUGAUGGCGUGCCUGUGUUUGGCGCUGAGUAUGAGAGGGCGCCGAAAGAAAAAGAAGUAGAAAUUCCUUCAAAUUCUGGAGAUGAAGCAGGUGGCGCGAUGCGACUUUUGACGGCUCAUCCUUUGCUGGUUCAUCUACCGUCGAUCCUGGUUGCAAUAGGGGUUGUUCAUGCUAUAUUAAAACGUGUAUAUAGGGAUUGAAGAUUCCCAUGUUAGAUCCAUGACUCUUUUCAUGUGGUCCUGUUGUGCCCU